Molecule: messenger RNA, 1590 nt
Organism: Formica exsecta
Lineage: Eukaryota; Metazoa; Arthropoda; Insecta; Hymenoptera; Formicidae
Gene: Adk2
Product: adenosine kinase 2
Exons: 5
Coding region: 482-1519 (345 amino acids)
Biological process (GO): purine ribonucleoside salvage
Cellular component (GO): cytosol; nucleus
Molecular function (GO): adenosine kinase activity
Source: RefSeq, a predicted model, not a curated record
UAUAUUGACAUCAUUCUAACAAUAAGUAUAAAAGAUACAAAAUACGUAGCUAAGAAGAUAAUUCUAUUGAAACGGAUACGCGAGGAAUUCGAUUUACAUGCAUUAUAUAAGCUAGGAAUAAUUAUUCUUAAUGAACAUCGUUGAGUGUUGUAAAUCGGAAAUUAUAUGUAUAUUUAGAUGGCUUAAUUUAUAUACGGUAAUUUCAUAAUUUCUCUGUUAAUGUCUUCGUUUUUUCCUCUCUCUCUCUCUCUCUCGAUAAGUUAUCGCGAUGUGGCAAUAGCGAUAACAUUAUAUGCUUAGAGGUGAAGGAUAGAGUAUCUUUUUUAGUAACAGCGUGUAAAACCAAAUCGCUGCCAUUGGAUCCUUUGUCAUUCUGAAGGAAACGUCGGUGGCGCGCCUUUGCAACCCGUCGCAGCAGACCAUCCUGGUUGUAUUUCAGCGCAUUCCCUCGUGAUCGUACGAGAAUACAAGCACCGCACAAAUGGCUGAAGACUUACGAGAAGGAUUACUAUUGGGCAUGGGAAAUCCUCUUCUUGAUAUUUCAGCAACUGUAGAUUCUGAAUUUUUAAAAAAGUAUGAUUUAAAGCCUAAUAAUGCUAUUCUCGCCGAGGAGAAGCACAAACCUAUAUAUGAGGAAUUAAUCGACUUGUACAAAGCUAACUUUAUUGCGGGUGGAUCUGUACAGAAUACCAUGAGAGUAACACAAUGGUUCCUGCAAAAACCAAAAGUUGCCACUUAUAUGGGCUGUGUUGGAAAAGAUAAAUAUUCAAAGAUUCUAGAGGAUAAAGCAACUACGGAUGGUUUAAAUGUUCGGUAUCAAUAUACUGAUCAGGAACCAACUGGGACGUGUGCAGUGCUUAUUACAGGAAAAGAACGCUCCUUGUGUGCUAAUUUAGCAGCAGCAAAUUGUUUCUCACCAUUGCACAUUGAAAAGCCAGAGAACAAGCACUUGAUAGAUAUUGCAAAUUAUAUCUACAUAUCGGGAUUUUUUUUGACAGUUAGCUCAGAAUCCAUACAAACAGUGGCUAAACAUGCUUAUGAAAAUAAUAAAAUGUUCAUGAUGAAUCUUAGUGCUCCAUUUCUGUGCGAAUUUUUUCAAAAGCCAAUGUUAGCUGUAUUUCCCUAUGUGGAUAUCUUAUUUGGUAAUGAGACAGAAGCGGAUGCAUUCGCUAAGAACAACAAUUUUAAUGUAACAGAUAGGAAGCAGAUUGCACUGAAAAUAUCAAAUAUGGAGAAAAUCAAUGACAAAAGGAAAAGGAUAGUUAUCAUAACACAAGGUGCUAAAGCAGUACUUUUAGCCAAAGAUGGAACAGUAACAGAAUAUCCCAUCAUAAAACUGCCAGAGGAUAAAGUUGUAGAUACCAAUGGUGCUGGAGAUGCUUUUGUUGGAGGUUUUAUUGCACAACUUAUACAAGAUAAAGAUAUAGAAACGUGUAUAAAAUGUGGCAUUUGGGCGGCAACGCAAAUUGUACAAAGAUCCGGAUGUACUUACGAGGGAAAGCCGAAUUUCCAGUCUUGAUCAACGUCAACUUAGCAGCAAGUUAGAAAUUGUGUACUUAAUAAACAUUUUGACCUUUUUUUUUACCUGAA